This is a messenger RNA of Pyrus x bretschneideri (Chinese white pear), 903 nucleotides long. Its product is annotated as transcription factor MYB4. NCBI's taxonomy places the organism in Eukaryota, Viridiplantae, Streptophyta, Magnoliopsida, Rosales, Rosaceae. Bases 101 to 724 code for a protein of 207 amino acids. The record is from RefSeq and is a predicted model, not a curated record. The transcript has 3 exons.
CAACAAUCAGUCUUUCUUGCUAUUUUCUUAUCUGAUAUAUUUAACACCAAAUUUAACUCUCUCUCUCUCUCUCUUCUCUCUCUCCCCCCCUACGUACGUCAUGGCUCCAAAGAACGACGCGUCAACAAAAAAGCCUGUGAACAAAGGAACAUGGACAGGAGAGGAAGAUAGAAAACUUGCAGAAUAUAUUGAAAUUCAUGGUGCAAAGAGGUGGAAGACAGUUGCUUCGAUAGCAGGUUUGAAUCGUUGCGGGAAGAGUUGCAGGUUGAGAUGGUUGAACUAUUUGAGACCCAAUAUUAAGAGAGGCAACAUUUCUGAUGAUGAAGAGGACUUGAUACUUAGGCUUCAUAAACUACUAGGAAACAGGUGGUCAUUGAUUGCCGGGAGACUUCCAGGUCGAACAGACAGUGAAAUAAAGAAUUACUGGAAUUCUCAUUUGAGCAAGAAAAUGAAUCAGAAGGAAAAAACAUCGCUGGCUUCAACAGCCCAAGAGACAAUGACGACUAUUACUGCAACUGCACCUUCCCAGAAAACAUCAGACAAUAGCGCCGAUACUACAACUACACCUUCCCAGAAAGCAUCAGACGAUAGCGCUGAUACGAACUUUGAUGUGAAUGAGUUCUUUGACUUCUCUGCUGAAGGUUCUUAUGGGUUGGAGUGGGUGAACAAGUUUCUCGAGCUUGAUGAAGACACCAUGGCUGCCCAAGAAAAGGUCAUUGUGUAAUUAUACGAUUAAAAUUAAGUAAUUAUUAUUAGCACUCUAUAAAAUUAAUAAUGCAUAAUUAAAUUUGAGAAAUGACUAGCUAGUUUUCUCAUUGAGAAAUGAAGGCUAAAAAAAUAAUGGUGAAUGGAAGGCUGUGCGUAAUUCUGUACAAUUUAAAUGAAAAAUUGCUUGGUCUUGAA